CUUCCCUUCCGGCGCGGGGCUUGGCCGGCGGCAGAAGCGGAGGGCGAACCUCAGUUUCCCUCUCGCGGCUGCGCCACAGACGAUCCGCAGCGACUCCGGAUUGGCGCCGGGGCGCCCCCUGCUGCGGCGUGAUGGCCUCGCGCAUCCUGCACCGUCUGAGGCACGCGCUGGCCGGAGAAGGCGAAAGGGAGGGUCUGCCCGACUGUGGCUCAGAAGCUGAGGAGUUUCCAGAAAGCUCGGAGCUGGAGGAUGACGAUACGGAGGGCCUCUCCACACGGCUCAGCGGGACACUGAGCUUCACCAGCAACGAUGAGGAUGAAGUGACUGAAGAAGCUGCAGCCCCUCAUGGGACCAGGCAGAGUCUGGGAGAAGACCUGGGCCCAGAACUGCUCGGUGAGGCUUCAGAAGAUGGAGAGCACGCCCCCCCCUUGGCAGAGCGCCAGGGCAGCAACAUGCUCACGCGACAACUGCAGGAGCUCUGGCGAAAAUCGCGGGGCAGCCUUGUUCCCCAGCGCCUCCUCUUUGAGGUGACCAGUGCCGAUGUAGUCAACGAGCGCAACUCCAAGUACGUGCUCUACACCAUCUACUUGAUCCGCGCAGGGCAGUUCGACAAGGCCCCUGCCAGCAUCGCACGGCGCUACUCGGACUUCGAGCGACUGAACCGGCAUUUGCGCCACCAUUUUGGCAGUGACAUGGCAGGCGUCUCCUUUCCGCGGAAACGGCUGCGGCGCAACUUUGCAGCCGAGACUAUUGCCAAGCGCAGCCGGGCAUUUGAGCAGUUCCUCUCUCACCUGCACUCCUUGCCAGAAAUCCGUCGGUCAGCAGAGUUCUUGGAGUUCUUUUUCUUGAAGGACCUGCAGGGGGCGCAGCGCUCGAUGUGCACGGGCAUGUACUGUGAGGCCCUGGCAACAUGGGCCAAUGCCCACCGGCUCCAGGACAAACUGGGUGCCUGCCGCUCCGGCCACUUCCUGCUGACCCUGGCUGGGCUGGCUGUCUGCCAUCAGGAGCUAGACCAGUUGGACGAAGCCCAUGCCUGCAGUGAGAAGGCUCUGCAGCUUCUGGAGACCCAGGACAGCCACCCGCUGCUGGCCCCCUUCUUGCAGACCCACGUCCACCUGUCCUGGAUGCUGGGCAAGGACAAGCGGCAGGCUGAAGCCCGGCUGCAAGGCCUGCGGGAUGCUGGACUGACUGGGCUGCAGCCCCCCACCCUGAAGGAGCUCCUCAUCAAACAUCCACUGCCCUGAGCCCCUGGAGAGGACCGCCCAGCUGCUGUCACCUUGGCAGAGUGAUGGUAUCAGGAACAGGAGUAGGGUAGCUCCCCUAGCUUUGCUUGUUGCCAUCCUCCGGGCAGCCAUCUCUGCUGGGGGAGGAAGGGGCUGCCUGGGAUUUGACCUGGUACUUGGUUAUUUAUUCCAGGAAUUAGCUGCUUCUGCUAGGGAUUUUUAAUGCUACUUGAAUGCUUGAGAGGACAGCCAUGUCCGUCUCACUGGAUGACACUAACCACUGUCCAGCACAGGCAGGAAGACCACAUUGGCCAGGUAGGGACCUGCUGCUGAUUUUGGAGGGAAGAGCUAUUGAGCAGCUGCUGCUGCCACCAGUGAAAAGACAAAGGGAAAUGUGGAGGGGUGCUGCGCUGGACCUUGCCCCUGGCCUCCUGAGCCCCAAGGAGAAGAGGGGGAAAUUUGUCUCUG
Eublepharis macularius is the source of this 1691-nucleotide messenger RNA. It is a transcript of the gene SNX21, whose product is annotated as sorting nexin family member 21. The coding region runs from base 132 to 1244 and encodes 370 amino acids. Gene Ontology annotation, biological process: protein transport. The record is from RefSeq and is a predicted model, not a curated record. Lineage: Eukaryota; Metazoa; Chordata; Lepidosauria; Squamata; Eublepharidae. The transcript is spliced from 4 exons. Gene Ontology annotation, cellular component: early endosome membrane. Gene Ontology annotation, molecular function: phosphatidylinositol phosphate binding; protein binding.